Messenger RNA from Thecamonas trahens ATCC 50062, 690 nucleotides. RefSeq lists its product as uncharacterized. Bases 1 to 690 code for a protein of 229 amino acids. The record is from RefSeq and is a predicted model, not a curated record. The transcript has 2 exons. NCBI's taxonomy places the organism in Eukaryota, Apusomonadida, Apusomonadidae.
AUGGUGGUCGAAGGCGACCAUGUGACGGUGGCCUCCCACCAGUGGGUGGAGGAGCUGGCGGCUGCGUCAGAAGAGCUGGUGGCGAGCCUCGCUGCAGCCGCAGCCGGUGGCGAGCGACGCACCUCACGGCAGGGCCGGGCUAUUCGCCACAUCCCGCCGCAGGACUGCUUCCUCCCGCUGCUCGUUCCGCGGAAACGCAAGUCACGACGGGAUCUGCGGGCUAGUCGGCACGCGCAGCGACUGGUGGCCAUCCACGAGAAGAGGAUGGUCGAGCUGGAGCGCGAUCUGGAGGUGGCGGAGAUGCGCCGCAAGCUCAAGGCCGCCCAUCGGGCGCCACCACUCGAUAGAUACCACCGUUACAAGGCUGCCGCACUAGAGCUAGAGCCGCUAGCUGACUUUCUUUCCGAGGACAAGUAUGCUACCCUCCGCAAGCGCUACAUCAUCAUGGCGGCGCGGACGCAGUCGACCCAUGAUGGCGCGCUGAUGCACAACAUCACUCGGCGGAUUACACUCGGCCGCACAAAACGUGCCCCGCGGUCCGCGAACGCUACAGCGCGCGUUCCGCGUCCGCCACCAGCCACGGCCCCGGUCGCCUUUCGCCCGGCGCCGCCGCCAGGCCCGCCCCCGCACCCAUCGGCGUCGCAGCCGAGCUGGCGCGCUCGUAGGCUGCGCGCUCGGACCGGGGCGUGA